Messenger RNA from Coregonus clupeaformis (lake whitefish), 2781 nucleotides. RefSeq names its product mini-chromosome maintenance complex-binding protein. The transcript has 10 exons. Gene Ontology annotation, molecular function: chromatin binding. Bases 956 to 1678 code for a protein of 240 amino acids. NCBI's taxonomy places the organism in Eukaryota, Metazoa, Chordata, Actinopteri, Salmoniformes, Salmonidae. The record is from RefSeq and is a predicted model, not a curated record. Gene Ontology annotation, biological process: DNA-templated DNA replication.
AAACGCUGUUGAAUAUGCCGAUAAUAUGGGGUUCCACUACACUAAGACCUCUCACUCUUCCAUUCCAAUGGUACAGUAGCAGCUGCGGAAUGCACUAUAUUACACGGACACCUGCUGUCAGUGUUGUCUGUGUAGACAUUUGCCUGCAUGGGCAUCUGCUGAGGAGACUGACAGAAAUGAUUGAUGUUUAAAAUAAAUAUAUUUCACCUAGCCCUGUGAAAACAAUCCGUUUUAGUUCUUGUUUUGUAGAUGGUACAUAGUCAAUGUACUUGUUGGAAGUGCAUAGUCAAUUUACUGUCAUUGUUGGUCCAUGGGAAAAAGCUAUUCCAAUCUUGUUUGCUAUUCCUCCAGUCAUUUGGUGUCUGUCUUGACAAUUCUCAGGUGUUGAGAUGUGGGAAGUACAAAGACGUCACAGAAUGCGGGGCCUUUCCAUGGAAGUCAGGGCACAUCAUUUUGACACGGAGUAAGUGUAACCGACGUCAGUGUGCUGCUAACAGUUCCUCCACUUCCUCCACUGUCCCUGUCCCCAUACUGGGCUCCAACCAGUAAUCAUCUGCUUCGCAACACAAGUGACCACCCUCCUUGACAACAUGCAAAUGAGAUGAGCUAUACAAAAGCGCGCUACCCCAGCCGUUGAGCUGAGGCCAACUGCCGAUCCAGGUCUAAUGGCACCAGUGUAACCGACAUCAGUGUGCUGCUAAUAGUUUAGCUUCCUCCACUGUCCCUGUCCCCAUACCGGACUUGAACCAGUGAUCCUCUGCUUCGCAACACACGUGACCACCCUCCUUGGCAACAUGCAAACGGAUUGAGAUAUACAAAAGAUGGAUUUGAACUCCAGAAACACUGUGACUGCGGAGAGACAGACCUUCUAUUGUGUCCCUAUUCCAGGAGAGAGCCCUUGGGCUAAAGAGAUAUCCUUUCCAUCUGCUGUGCUCCAUGGCAACAGAGACUCCAAAUGGCAGGAGACGGAAGCCUCCUCCAGCCAGACGACGGCCGCCUCAGACUGUUCCUCCCAUCUGGACAUCAACCUCCCCCUGCCAGCGGAGAGGGGGUCUAUGAGGACUUGGACUGCUUCAAAUUGAACGACACCCUGGAGGUCUAUGGGAUUAUCUCCGUCAACCCAGUCCUGAGUUUGCUGGGUGAAGAAAAAGACCCCACAGAGAGAAUGGCGACUCCAGAGGAACAGAGAGCCCACGACCCCCCUGCUUCACUAGUUUUCCGUCUCCACAUGCUCUGCCCCCUGCAACACAACAACCCUCUACUGCCCUCUACUCCCACGGAGGACCAAAGCGCCUGUGUGCGGAACAUCACAGCUCUGGGGAACCUGAUCUCCUGGCAGAAGGUUGAUUAUGACUUCAACUACCACCAGAUGGAAUUCCCCUGCAAUAUUAACGUGCUCGUCACGUCAGAAGGCCGAUCGCUGCUGCCGUCGGACUGCCAGGUGCCCCUACAGCCCCAGGUGACCCCACCCAACAUGGAGGAGUACCUCACUACCAUCCACAUGGCACAGCUGACAUCACAAUUAAACAAGUUCCGGGUAUACCUGAGUGUGCCGCAAACCCUCGACUACAGCAUCUCUGAUGAGGUCACCAAGAUAAAGGCUGCUUUGGAUUGUCUGCUUUCCAAACCUGGCCAUUGUUAUGAACCUAGAUGCCGUGCUGAAAGCAAUAUUGAAUAGUUAAAACAAACACCUUGAUUGAGCUUAAAUCGUGGUAAGGUAUCGGGUUUCAAAACCUGUAAUGGUUAGUGUCCACGCCCUCUAUUUUCUAAAGAAACUGUACAUGUGCCUAUUUUUGUUGAUUCUUAUUCAGUUGCCUUGUUAUUGUGUUCCACAGGCAGUUGAGGAUUACUUUGUUGACAUGCGCAAAUAUGACCCCCAGUGCGUCACCGCAGAGGACCUGCAUAGGAUGGUUGUUGUCGCAAGGUUCCUCUCCUUAAGUUUGGGACAGGCCACCCUUAUGGAUGGAUGAGAGCCAAGCACAUAGACAUGCUUCGCAGGAGCAGGACUGAACAACAGAAUAGUCUCAAUAGCAACGAGCCUUAAACACCAACACCUGCCCGGUAUGGGAAUAAAAAGAUUGUGGAACAAAUAUUUUUCAUUUUGAUACCAGAAGAGCUAGUUCUUGAAAAGUUCAACUUAAUAAAAGGUAUGUAACAAAAUAGUUAGUUCUCUUUGUAAAGCACUGGGAUUUUCUCAUUUUUUGCAUCUGUGUUGGGAGAUCAGGAUAAGCUUUUUAUUAAUUGUCAUAUUUGCAAUUUCUUGAUACAAUACAAAUCCUGGCAAAAAAAGUAGCAGGUCUAAUUGUACUGUGGGAUGUUCCUCAGUGCUUUGUAGAUAUAGUUUGCUGCCUUAACCUGCAUUGAAAUACUGUUUACAUGUGGGAUUCCCGUCCUGGGAAGUUUGAACUAAUACAAAAUAAUUUGCAAAGCUUAUGAUUACUUUUCUUCCCUUACUCGAGACCAAAUUUUCUAGUUUUUAUAACAUGUUGUGGAUCUGGUAUUCAAAGUAUAUGUAAAUAGUGCAUUUUGAGAUCAGCAUUUAUAUAAUACAUUUGUCCUCCUUGUAUGCCUGAUAAAGUUCUUAGGAGUCAGUACAUUGAUCAUGAUUUGAUGAAUGUUCUUCCCAAAAUGUCAAGAAAUUAAUUUAUUGCUUAUGGGAUAAGUUUGUGAAUGAGAAUUGAAAGGUUUUCUGCACUCGUUUUGUACUCUUAUUAAAAUAUGGUCAGCUUGACAUUUACUUUUGGCAUCUGGGCUACUAUUUUAUUAAAGGCCCAGUGCAGU